Messenger RNA from Fusarium graminearum PH-1, 951 nucleotides. RefSeq lists its product as uncharacterized. The record is from RefSeq and is a predicted model, not a curated record. The transcript has 7 exons. Gene Ontology annotation, biological process: small GTPase-mediated signal transduction. Bases 1 to 951 code for a protein of 316 amino acids. Lineage: Eukaryota; Fungi; Ascomycota; Sordariomycetes; Hypocreales; Nectriaceae. Gene Ontology annotation, molecular function: GTPase activity; GTP binding.
AUGUCCGCACCAAACAUGCUGUCGGAGGAGCGUAUUGACUCAUGGCGCCAGCGCGUUCCUAGUCGUCUUGAUCGUGAUGAUCCGUUCAAGGGCGAUGGGUUCAAUGAACGCCCUUCAACACGACUGACCUUCCGUGAAGCUUCUCCACCUCCACGUCGUCCUCAUACACGACUGGGUUUCCUCCGUGCAGCUACACCUCUGUUUGGACGCUCCUCUACACCCUCUAGUCGUCCCGCUUCAGGCAUGACUGAACGACAUGCGGAGAGUAAUCGAACUCUCGUACUCACUCUUCUCAGUCGUAAGCGCAAGAGAAAGGAGGAUGAGGUUGAAAUUCCUCGUGAACCUGUUCGCUUGAACUUUUUGUUUGUUGGUAGUAAAGGGUCUGGGCAGACAUCUCUACUAUUCCGGUCUCGUUAUGGCUACUUCCCUCACUCUGAUGCCUUUGCCCGUCCACUGUACGAGACAUAUGACACUUCAGGCGUACCAGACUUGAACACUGUUGAAAAGUUGACCUAUAUCGAAUGGGAUGCUAUAUUCCUCUGUUUCGACAUUUCGGACAAGAUGUCCAUGUACACAAUUGUUCAAUGGUGGAAUAAUGCUUCUAAUCACGGAUUCGCCAAGUCGGCCACUUUUGAACCCCUGUUGUAUCUUGUCGGUCUCAAGAAGGAUAUUCGCGACCAGUGCUUUUUGGAAGAUCAUCGAACUGAUUCCGCAGCGAAUUUGUCUUCGGAUUUGAUCGUGUAUCCUACUUGCUGCGUCAGUCCUUCAGAGGCAUCAUGGCAAGCAAUGAGAAUUGGAGCUCAGAAAUACAUCGAGUGUUCAGCUGCUACCGGAGAGGGAAUGAAGGAUGUCAUUGACGGCACUGGACGAGACGCAAUGCGAAAGAUUGUCGGCGAGGAGUGGCUUAAAGAUGAGGUUGUUGCUUCCAAGAAGAAACGUCGGUUCUUCUGA